AGUUCAUCCAAACGGCCAAAACAAUUUUGCAUUUUUCUUUCCUUUUGUCUUUUUGUCCACCACCUCUUGUUUUCACUUCAAAUUCAAUCAAACCCAUUACGCCAUUAUCCAAAUCCCCUGUUCUCAACUCCACCAUUGCUUCCUCUGUGCCUUUUGUUUUUUUUGAUACUCUGCCGUCGAAUUCGAAGAUUCCACGAAGUUGGGUCAGAUUAGAUUCGGGGGUUCAUCGGUUUUCUUAUACUCUCAGUGGGUUGAAUCUUCUUUUGACUUAUUUUCCUUCCGUUUCUGUUGGGGUCAAACCAUUUCUGUGUUCUGGCUUCUCAAAGUGUAUAACCUAUUUCUUCUGCUUUUCCUUUUUUUGUUUCCGUUUGUGGGUUGAGGAGCUUGUGUGCUGGCCGCCAUGGGAGGAGCAGUGGGUGCUGAGUUUCAGGAUUGGGAGUUACUGCUCCAUGAUUUGAACUCCGAAACUGCCCUGACUGCGGCUGAGUUUUCUGGAGAGAAAUCGACCCAUUUUGGUGGAAUUGAAGGUGAGUCCGGUUCCGAUAGCAUAAUCAAAUCCGACUAUUUUUCUCUUGAUAAUCAGGGGGGGCGAGGGAAAACUGAACCUGAGCGUGAUCUUAGCGAAGAGGAGGGUUCAGUUGAAGCGGAUGAUCCGAGUUCGGAUAAUAGGUAUGAUCGGGUAAAUUCGGACGAAUCAUGGUCUGAUUCUAGUAUUGAUAGGUCGGAUGAGCGUAAAGCUAACGAACUCAAUUCAAAGACUGAGUCUAGAAUCGCAGAAUUUCUGCAAGGUGAUAAGGAAUUGAAUGGUAGUAUAGAGUCCCAUGAGGGCAACACCAGUGGUUCUGAUCCCAAUAUUGAAUUAGCUUUUGAAGAAUUGGAUGAAAUCCAACCCCAAAGCAAGGAUUUGAACAAUUUCUGGUGUGAGUCUAGUGGGGAUUUUGAUCUAAGUGGCUCAAAAGUAGUGAAAUUGGAAGAAGGGAAAGAGCAGUUGGAAGAGAGCAAGAAUGUCCAAGUUGAAGAAACAAAAGUCAAUACAGAAUCUGGGAGUGAGGUUGGAGAUAAGAGGAAAGUACUUUGGUGGAAGGUUCCGUUUGAGGUCUUUAAGUACUGCUUGUUUAAGGCAAGCCCUGUCUGGUCAUUCUCUGUAGCAGCUGCUUUGAUGGGUUUCAUUAUUCUAGGAAGGAAGCUCUAUAAGAUGAAGAGGAAGAGCCAGAGCUUGCACUUGAAGGUUAUCUUGGAUGAGAAGGUAAAUUCAGUAAGAAUACAUACGAAGGGAUCUUCUCCAUUCAUGAGCCGAGCUGCUCGUCUGAACGAAGCCUUUUCGGUUGUGAGGCGUGUUUCAAUUGUUCGACCUGCUCUUCCUGCUGCUGGGAUAAACCCAUGGCCUGCAAUGAGCUUGAGUUGAGGGUGCUCCCAUGCCCAACUGAUGCAGAUGAAGUUAAACCCAACAGUAUGUUCUUUUGUCUAUGUAUAUACAUAAAGAAUGUAGUAUUCUACAGGUUCCCACCCGAUUUCUACAUACUCUGAGUGAUGAUUUCUUUUUUGUUAUUCCUUUUCAUAUCGACAUUCACUAUCUUUGUCUUUUACACAAGAUUUUACUUUUUAAACUUCAUGAUAUUGUCAAUCCAUAAAACUUUCAAAUAAGUUAUUUGUUUUAUA
Messenger RNA from Cucumis sativus (cucumber), 1659 nucleotides. RefSeq lists its product as uncharacterized. The transcript is spliced from 2 exons. The record is from RefSeq and is a predicted model, not a curated record. Lineage: Eukaryota; Viridiplantae; Streptophyta; Magnoliopsida; Cucurbitales; Cucurbitaceae. Bases 401 to 1405 code for a protein of 334 amino acids.